This is a messenger RNA of Cynara cardunculus var. scolymus (artichoke), 914 nucleotides long. RefSeq names its product CASP-like protein 1. The transcript has 3 exons. Bases 140 to 778 code for a protein of 212 amino acids. NCBI's taxonomy places the organism in Eukaryota, Viridiplantae, Streptophyta, Magnoliopsida, Asterales, Asteraceae. The record is from RefSeq and is a predicted model, not a curated record.
UCAUAUGUGAACACCAUCCAUAUGUUGUGCCAAAUCAGUUGACAAAUCCUUCUAUAAAUGCACAUAUGAAUACUGUAUAUCCAAUCAUACUUUCCAAAAACACAAACUUCACUUUCUUUUAAUCUAAACUCCGGCAGCCAUGGCAUCUAAUGACACCACAAUUCAUCCACAUGCCGCAGCUAGUAUGGAGGUGCCGCUGAAAACAGCAGCAACACCACCACCGGAGUACAACCGUAGUAGAGGUUCUGCAAGUUUCAAGAAGCACGCGUUGCUUGAUGUGUUGUUGAGGGUUUUGCUGUUUGCAACUGCCUUGAUUGGUAUCAUCGUGAUGGUCACUUCUGAAGAAACCAAACAGAUUCCGGUCGCACCGGGCCUUGCUGUAACCAGGACUGCAAAAUUCAGUAACUCACCAGCUUACAUAUACUUUGUAGCAGCACUCUCGGUGGCUGGUUUGUACAGCAUCAUAACUGGUCUGGUAUCAGUUUUGUCACUCAUGAAGCCAGGAGGGAUCUCCACGAAGCUACAGUUGCAUUUUGUGAUGCUCGAUGCGUUGCUUUUGGGAAUCGUGGCUGCAGCAACAGGAUCAUCAGGAGGAGUUGGAUAUAUAGGACUAAAAGGAAACUCUCAUAGCAGAUGGAACAAGAUAUGUCAUACAUAUGGUUCCUAUUGUUUCCACUUUGCGGCCUCUAUUCUUCUGUCACUCAUAUCCUCCAUAACUCUUCUACUCCUGGUUUGGCUCUCGAUUUACGUGCUUUCCAAGAAGAUCGCAAGAAGAUAGUAGAUGGCUCUCGAUACUGAAACUAUUCAUUUCCCAUGUUAUUCGUUUUUUGUCGUGUAAGCUUUUUAUGUACAUGUUUUACUUUGUGCCAGUUUUGUGUCUAUGAAGGUUUAUAAUGGAUAACGAUUGUACUUCA